Messenger RNA from Naegleria lovaniensis, 390 nucleotides. RefSeq lists its product as uncharacterized. The transcript has a single exon. NCBI's taxonomy places the organism in Eukaryota, Heterolobosea, Eutetramitea, Acrasida, Naegleriidae. The record is from RefSeq and is a predicted model, not a curated record. Bases 1 to 390 code for a protein of 129 amino acids.
AUGAGAAGCACUUCAUCCAUGCUUUCACGUUUCUCUCGCCAAACACAACAAGCUCUGUUGGCUUCCAAAACAAACUCUCUCGCUCCGUUCUUGACAUCAUCAUCAACACACUUUUCAACAUGCAUGGUUUCAAAAGCCAAACCAGCUCUAGAGGAAAACGUCUAUCAAUUAGAUGAUCAAAAAAUUGAUAUGAGCAAGUAUAAGAAUUUUAAAUACGAAUUAGUCUAUCAUCACAAUGAAAAUGAAAUCAAGGUUACUGAGAGUAAUUCCACUGAUUUGAAUUUGUGCAAUAGUAUUAACAUGGCAUUGAAACAAGCAAUGGAAAAAGAUCCAAAAGCACUAGUUUUUGGUGAAGACGUUGCUUUGGAGGUGUGUUUAGAUGUACGGUAG